Molecule: messenger RNA, 978 nt
Organism: Solanum stenotomum
Lineage: Eukaryota; Viridiplantae; Streptophyta; Magnoliopsida; Solanales; Solanaceae
Product: trimethyltridecatetraene synthase-like
Exons: 1
Coding region: 23-973 (316 amino acids)
Molecular function (GO): monooxygenase activity; iron ion binding; oxidoreductase activity, acting on paired donors, with incorporation or reduction of molecular oxygen
Source: RefSeq, a predicted model, not a curated record
CUUCAGUCACUUAAUAUCAAAGAUGGAGAUCUCUUGGGUUUUCAUAGUGUUUGGGUCAUGGCUACUAGCAUUAGCUUUUGUCUUAAAAUUAUUCAACCAUCCGAAAAGGAAACUACCACCAGGUCCAAAGCCAUGGCCAAUUAUUGGCAAUUUGAACCUCCUUGGUUCACUCCCACAUGAGUCUUUGCACCAUCUUUCACAAAAAUAUGGAGAUUUAAUGCUACUAAAGUUCGGUUCAAAGCCUGUUUUGGUAGCAUCAUCUCCAGAAAUGGCUAAAGAGAUAUUGAAAACACAUGAUGCUAUCUUUGCAUCUCGUCCCGCAUUAGCUGCUGGUAAGUACACUAGUUUUAACUACUCAGACAUGACAUGGGCACCUUACGGUGCAUAUUGGCGUCAAGCUAGAAAAAUUUACCUAACUGAGAUAUUUAGUCCCAAGAGGCUUGAUUCAUUGGAGUAUAUUCGUAUUGAGGAAAGACAAACUUUAAUUUCUCGUCUUUUUCCUCACUCAGGAAAGCCAAUUUUUCUUAGAGACCAUUUACCUCGAUUUACUCUUAGUACUAUAAGUAGGUUGGUUAUGAGUGACAAAUAUUGUAGUGAUCAGUCAAACUCAGAUACUUCAUCAAUAGUAACACUUGAAAGAUUGCAAUGGAUGUUGGAUGAGUGGUUUGUUCUAGGUGGGGUGAUUAAUCUCGGAGAUUGGAUACCUUGGCUUAGUUGGUUUGACUUGCAAGGAUACGUAAAGCGAAUGAAGGCCUUAGGGAAGAAUUUCACAGAAUUUUACAAAUAUGUACUUGACGAUCACAACACAAUAAAGAUGCAAAAAGCAGGGGAUUUUGUUCCCAAGGAUAUGGUUGAUGCUCUGUUGCACCUUGCUGAUGACCCUAAUCUUGAAGUUCAGCUUACUUCUGAUCGCAUGAUGGGACUAAUGCAUGUAAGUUCUGUUAUUUCCGAUACAAGUAGAAUAUUUUCUUAAUUUGU